Molecule: messenger RNA, 1073 nt
Organism: Zonotrichia leucophrys gambelii
Lineage: Eukaryota; Metazoa; Chordata; Aves; Passeriformes; Passerellidae
Product: potassium channel subfamily K member 16-like
Exons: 7
Coding region: 106-990 (294 amino acids)
Biological process (GO): stabilization of membrane potential; potassium ion transmembrane transport
Cellular component (GO): plasma membrane
Molecular function (GO): potassium ion leak channel activity; outward rectifier potassium channel activity
Source: RefSeq, a predicted model, not a curated record
AAGCUUUGAAGAGGAGUAACGAGGUUCACGUGUGUAACAGUGUCACAUCCUGGAACAGUAACCUAUGAAGUGCUGAGCAGGGACUGGCAAGGGCCGAUCAGCAGCAUGCCCCUCCUCACCAUGCACAGCCGGCAGAUCAGCUGGACUCCACUGCUGCUACUGGGGUACCUCUUUUACCUCCUCCUGGGUGCUAUGGUGUUCCAGCUGCUGGAGAAGCAGGCAGAAACACAUUUUCGGGACCAGUUCCAGCUGGAAAAGCUCAAGUUCCUGCAGAAUUACACAUGCUUGGACCGACAAGCCCUGGAGCAGUUUGUACAGGUCCUCAUGGAAGCAUGGGAAAAAGGGGUCAACCCAGAAGGAAACUCUACAAAUCCCAGUAACUGGGACUUCAGCAACUCCUUCUUUUUUGCAGGAACUGUUGUCACCACUAUAGGUUAUGGCAACCUGUCCCCCAGCACAGUGUCAGGGCAGAUCUUCUGUGUGUUUUAUGCCUUAUUUGGAGUGCCCCUCAACCUGGCCUUCCUCAAUCAGCUGGGAAAAGCUCUCAAUGCUCAUCUGCUUGCCCUGGAAAGAUGGGUGCAAAAGCCAGGGCGUGCCCAGGUGGUUCAAACACUGGCAGUGGUCAUCUUCCUGAUCACUGGGACCUUGCUUUUCCUGGUGUUCCCACCAUUAGUCUUCAGUUAUGUAGAAGGCUGGAGCUACGGAGAAGGCUUUUACUUCACCUUCAUCACCCUGAGCACCAUUGGAUUUGGGGACUAUGUAGUAGGCACAAACCCCAACAAGCACUAUAUCCCUGUGUACAGGAGCCUAACUGCGAUAUGGAUUGUUUUUGGCUUGGCCUGGCUGGCUCUGGUUUUCAACGUGGGAGCUGACUUGAUGGAAAGAUACCUUCAGCUAAAGUGGCACAAGUCUGACUUAAGCUUGGCAGAAGGAGACACCACCAAAUUGGAAGAUGAACCUGAGCAGCCUAGGAUCCAUAUCCCUAGCUGAGUAAGGGUAUCAUCCAAGCCUACAAGAGUGGCAUAACCCUACAGGGAAACACCACUAGCCUGGGCAAGUGGGACUACAGUGGG